AUGGUUCAACAAAUAAGUUUAUUCGGCGUAAUUGAUGAGGAAUCAUAUGAUUUAUUCAUCUCAACUAUAACAACAUUAUCAGGUACAUCACCAAUAUUAUUCUCAAGAUUUUCUACGGUUUGGAAACCACUUUCACAGCAAUAUGAUAUAGAUAACAUCGAUGCUAAAAACCAAAUCACUGAACCAAAUAGAAUAACCGUUUCCAAGUCUAUACCGUUUAAUCAAUUCCAAUUUUCUUCUUCAAGCGAUGCUGAAUACGACUAUAAAAUAUUGAAAAGUUUAUCUGAUGAUACUAUACCAAUGGAUCCACAAGAGAUUAUUUCAAUAAUCUAUAAAACAAAUGCACAGGGAUCCUCAUCAUCAUCGUGUUCAUGGUCAUUGGCGAUAUCAGAUAUUCCAGCAGCGGGAGCUAAUAAGAAAGUUUCCCUUCAAACCAUCAAUGAAUCUGUAUUAUUAUAUUCCACGGGUGAAAAAUCGUCAUUAAGUGAUACGAUGAAUGCAUUAGGGUAUAAUCUAGAUUACAACUAUGUAACCAUUGGAGUGAAAUUUUAUUUGAAGCAUGAAUUGAUUAUAGAAGUUCAAAAAAUUUGGACAAUCAAUAACAAUAACGACACGGCGAAUACCUUGCAAGUUACAAAAAAUGGAUAUUUGAUUAAAGCAUAUGUGGAUGUUAAUAGAAGCACUGAUAUUGAUAGAAUUAAUUAUACAGAGACUUUACUUUUAAAUUUACAAAGAGAAUUACAAGGGUAUGUCGAUUUGGUUAUUCCGGAUCGUAAAUCAAUGGAUUCUAGAAUGUCCUAUUUUUAA
Messenger RNA from Naumovozyma dairenensis CBS 421, 807 nucleotides. It is a transcript of the gene SRB5, whose product is annotated as Srb5p. The transcript has a single exon. Gene Ontology annotation, cellular component: core mediator complex; mediator complex. NCBI's taxonomy places the organism in Eukaryota, Fungi, Ascomycota, Saccharomycetes, Saccharomycetales, Saccharomycetaceae. Gene Ontology annotation, molecular function: transcription coregulator activity. The coding region runs from base 1 to 807 and encodes 268 amino acids. Gene Ontology annotation, biological process: regulation of transcription by RNA polymerase II; termination of RNA polymerase II transcription. The record is from RefSeq and is a predicted model, not a curated record.